AUGAACAGCUUUAUGACGCCGAAAUACCUCUCGGCUAGUGCUCCUUUGAUGAGCAGCAGCUUGAGCACCAGCGUUAAGUACGCUGCAGACGACAAUCUCGAGGCAAUAGAGAUAAUCAAGAACUUCGAUUUGCUACCCUUGACAAUGGACAUUUUACAGGACUUGGAUAACAACAAGAUCAAAAUCAACGAUUUGAACAAUCUUGCUAGCAAAAUACGGUUAAGAAUCCAGAGAUAUAGAGACUUGGUCAGAAACCUAGAAGGAAUAACUGAGACUUCAACUGAUCGAAAAUUAGAGAUUGAUACCUUGAAUAAUCAAAUAAACCUGAAAUAUCAAUUUUUAAAUCAUUUGAAGAAUCAAAUCAGUCAGAUUUUUCAAUUAGAUCCGAAUCAAAUUGACAAUAUUUCUGAUAAUAUUCCCAAUAACAACAACAUUAAUACUAACAAUCAUCAAAUCCCAAUUCAAAUUAACUUAGUUCUUCCUGAUGGCUCACAAUCAAUAAAUAAUUUCUCUGAUAACGAAUUAAUUUCAUCUCAGCAGAAAUUAAAUUCAGUUCAUAAUACCCCAAUCACAACUCAAAACGAUAUCAAAUCAGAAUCUGAUACUAAAAUCGAUAAUAAAUUUAAAACUGACCAACUAUUUAAUCAAUUAAGCACUUCCCUAUCCAACAUUGACCCUUCAGUCUUUCAUUCUCUAAAUAAAAAAAAUGAUAAAAAUGAUAAAAAAUUUAUUUCAAUCAAUUCAGAUAAUGCCAUAAAUAAUAUGAACAUGAAUAACAUAAACAAUAUGAAUAAUAUGACCAAUAUGACUAAUAUGAAUGGUAUGAAUAAUAUCAACAAUAAUAACCAAAAUCAAAAUCAAAAUCUUAUCAGUAAAUACUCCUCAAAUGAUCUUCUUCAAUUGCAACCCUUUUCUAAUAUCAAUGAUGAUUAUACUUCAAAAACUGCUUCAGUCUCUAGUUCAAUUCCAAAUAACAAUAACAUUCAAAAUAAUAACCAAAAUAAUAACAUUAACGCCAUUAACAAUAAUGAUUACAAUUUGCCAAAUGAUUUGAAUUUUGAUUUAUUAGGUAAUAGCCAAGAUAUUAAAAAUAAUAAUAAUAACGAAGAAAAUAACGAAAAUUAUGUUGACUUUGAUGAUAUCAUGAAAGAUAUCAACCUGGAUUUCGAAUUCUAUUAA
Messenger RNA from Ascoidea rubescens DSM 1968, 1179 nucleotides. RefSeq names its product mediator of RNA polymerase II transcription subunit 9. The transcript has a single exon. Gene Ontology annotation, biological process: regulation of transcription by RNA polymerase II. Gene Ontology annotation, cellular component: mediator complex. Gene Ontology annotation, molecular function: transcription coregulator activity. The record is from RefSeq and is a predicted model, not a curated record. The coding region runs from base 1 to 1179 and encodes 392 amino acids. Lineage: Eukaryota; Fungi; Ascomycota; Saccharomycetes; Ascoideales; Ascoideaceae.